Molecule: messenger RNA, 2505 nt
Organism: Oncorhynchus nerka (sockeye salmon)
Lineage: Eukaryota; Metazoa; Chordata; Actinopteri; Salmoniformes; Salmonidae
Product: angiogenin-like
Exons: 2
Coding region: 233-829 (198 amino acids)
Source: RefSeq, a predicted model, not a curated record
GACACACACACACUAACCCGUUCUGACAUGCAGACAUGCACACUGUGACGCAGCGGGACGUUACGUACACAUGGGGACACACCCGUCUACAGUCCAGUAAGGAACAUAAAAGAAUGAGACGUGUGAGCUGAGGGCUGAAGUUAUUCUCCACCAAUCUGGAACAGAGUUCCAUUACAGAGACACACUGCAGCAGACAUUACGGAUCCAUAACCAGCUUCAAGACUUCUAAAGGAUGAAGAACCUUAAACUUCUCAUCCUCUCUCUCUCCAUCUGCCUGUUGCUGGGCAACCUGGGGGUGAGUGGCUACAGUAAUGUCGAACCCUGCCAACGGUCCCGAUGCAAUAACUGCCAUGAAAAGUUCCUAUACCGGCAUGUGCGUCCAAAUACCCCGCUAACGACGGACCACAACGCGUGGGAGAAGUAUCUACGUGAAAAAAACGACUGCUCAAGACCCACGCAGUCCUUCCUCCAUCCCAAAGACCGGGAGAGGGUGGACGCGGUCUGCUCCAGCUCUGGGGGAAAGAGGUACCAGGGGAACCUGUGCAUCAGCCAAAGCCCGUUCACAUUUCUAACAGUGAGGAGUGAGACUGGGACCUGCGGUGUGUCCAGCGUGCGGGAAGAGACCAAGCAUUUGAUCCUGGCAUGUGAGGUGCUGGAGAACAGGUGUGUGCCGGUCCACUUCGAGGGGAACCGCGAGGGGAACAAGCCCGACAAUAACGCUGCAGGAUGUGGCAGCACGGAGAAAGGGAAGGGCUCAAGCUUCCAAGUAUCAGGAAUGUGGCUGGCAUCUUCAUUGAUACUCAUGUUUCUCUCACAACUCCUUUUCUGAACAGUUAAUGGGGGGGCAGAUAGUCAAACAAUACAUCAAAAGGAAGUUAGUUUUAAAGUGUCUGUCCUACACUCUAAAAAGAAAAGGUUCCUGGAGUAUCCUUUAGGGGUUCUUCAAAUGUAAUGUGUGGGUGAACCGCUAUGAGUUCUUCAAAGAACCCCUUUUAAUGGAUCCUCAGAGAACCUUUUGAAGAACCUUUGAGGUACAUUUUUUGAACGACCCCUCUCCCCUAUUAUUAAUAAAGGUAAUACGCAUAACAAAAACAACAAUAACACAAUAUUUUAUUGUUCUCAGUGUUUAUUAUGAUUGUAGUGGCAAAAGCAGAAUAAUCUCAUCUAAAUAUGAGGUAAACUCCCAGCAGAGCCCAAGUCCAGUGGAAGUCCAAUGGAAGUAUAUCCUCUGGCGUGUUGAUGUUAUUGUGUUGAUGUUCUCCGUAUCCAUAGCCAGAAUGAGGCGUAUUUCUUUCUGUAAUAAAGCCCUUUUGAUUGGCUGGGCCUGGCUCCCCAGUAGGUGGGCCUAUGCCCUCCCUGGCCCACCCAUGGCUGGGCCUGGCUCCCCAGUAGGUGGGCCUAUGCCCUCCCUGGCCCACCCAUGGCUGGGCCUGGCUCCCCAGUAGGUGGGCCUAUGCCCUCCCUGGCCCACCCAUGGCUGGGCCUGACUCCCCAGUAGGUGGGCCUAUGCCCUCCCUGGCCCACCCAUGGCUGGGCCUGACUCCCCAGUAGGUGGGCCUAUGCCCUCCCUGGCCCACCCAUGGCUGGGCCUGACUCCCCAGUAGGUGGGCCUAUGCCCUCCCUGGCCCAGCCAUGGCUGAGCCUGGCUCCCCAGUAGGUGGGCCUAUGCCCUCCCUGGCCCAGCCAUGGCUGCGCCUGGCUCCCCAGUAGGUGGGCCUAUGCCCUCCCUGGCCCAGCCAGGCUGGGCCUGACUCCCCAGUAGGUGGGCCUAUGCCCUCCCUGGCCCAGCCAUGGCUGCGCCUGGCUCCCCAGUAGGUGGGCAUAUGCCCUCCCUGGCCCACCCAUGGCUGGGCCUGACUCCCCAGUAGGUGGGCCUAUGCCCUCCCUGGCCCAGCCAUGGCUGCGCCUGGCUCCCCAGUAGGUGGGCCUAUGCCCUCCCUGGCCCACCCAUGGCUGGGCCUGGCUCCCCAGUAUGCCCUCCCUGGCCCAGCCAUGGCUGCGCCUGGCUCCCCAGUAGGUGGGCCUAUGCCCUCCCUGGCCCACCCAUGGCUGGGCCUGGCUCCCCAGUAGGUGGGCCUAUGCCCUCCCUGGCCCACCCAUGGCUGGGCCUGACUCCCCAGUAGGUGGGGCUAUGCCCUCCCUGGCCCACCCAUGGCUGGGCCUGGCUCCCCAGUAGGUGGGCCUAUGCCCUCCCUGGCCCACCCAUGGCUGGGCCUGGCUCCCCAGUAGGUGGGCCUAUGCCCUCCCUGGCCCACCCAUGGCUGGGCCUGACUCCCCAGUAGGUGGGCCUAUGCCCUCCCUGGCCCACCCAUGGCUGGGCCUGGCUCCCCAGUAGGUGGGCCUAUGCCCUCCCUGGCCCACCCAUGGCUGGGCCUGGCUCCCCAGUAGGUGGGGCUAUGCCCUCCCUGGCCCACCCAUGGCUGGGCCUGGCUCCCCAGUAGGUGGGGCUAUGCCCUCCCUGGCCCACCCAUGGCUGGGCCUGGCUCCCCAGUAGGUGGGCCUAUG